Molecule: messenger RNA, 834 nt
Organism: Schistosoma turkestanicum
Lineage: Eukaryota; Metazoa; Platyhelminthes; Trematoda; Strigeidida; Schistosomatidae
Source: the annotation of a GenBank genome assembly
UUCUUUUUAGAUUAUGAGGCUAUAUUUGCCUAAAUUAUAUCUUAUAUUAAUAACAAAUUUAAUACUUUGGAAUGAAAUUGACAGUAAAUCAACAGAAUAUGGUGAGCAGUAUAUUCAUUCAAACAAUCCACUAUCUUCUAUAUUCCAUGAAAAUAUUGACAAUGAUUUAACAUUGAACGAGAAUAAUGAUAUAGAUGAUUUAAAUGAUCAGAAUGAUUAUAUAAUUGCAGAAAAUCCACAACAUGAUCCUGAAAAACUAUUCCAACCGAUUGAAUAUGAUUUACAAUGGAGAAAUACACACAAACACGAUAAACACAGUCAACCAUUGGAACCAUUGAACAUUGAACAUGAUGAAAGAAUCAUUUCAGAUAAUUUGCUGAAAAAACUUACAGAGAAUUUAUUGAAACAAUCAACCAUGCCACAGAUUAGUCCUACAUCAAUGUCGUCGUCGUCAUCAUCGUUGCCGUCUACAACAUCAUCCACAUCGUCAGGAUUAUUACCGCCAUCGCCUAUGUUUCAUGCAUCAUUGUCUAGACCAUCAAUAAUACCGUAUUCAUGGUUAAAACGUUCAGUAUUGAUGCGUGGUAGACCAUAUCGAUGGAAACGUGAUGAUCUUGGUUGGAAAAGAAGCGGUAUACAUUAUCAUGUGUGAAUCUAAAGAAGCAGAAAAAAAACUAACCGAUUCAAUGGUUUUGAAGUUCAUUGAUACAAUGCAACAUUUAAUAAUAUAAUCGUGAACAAUUGAACAAAACUUGACUGACUAACUAACUAACUAAUUAAUUAAUUAAUUAACUAAACAGGGAACUAUUUUUGACAGAAUAUAUAUCUAUUCAC